AGCAAAAUGCUAUUGGUUUGAAUGGUUAAAACUAAGCAAAGGCCAGUAGUCAACAUGACAUCCCUACCUUCACAUGUAACGCAGCGGGCGAUGCCAAUCUCACGGCGGCACCACCCCAAUAAUGUUGAACGAGAGUAAAACUCUCUUGAUUUUACUUCGCAUGGUUCUUCUCUCCAAUGCCCUCUCUCUCUUCGCCGAAGCCCUCCACUUUCUCGAAAUUUCACUCAUUUCCCAGAAAGCAGCUCUCCACAAGGCCUCCCUGCAUAGUGAAAUCCUUUCUUAACUUGACCUCUCAAAGCCAACUCGCGCAAGCAAUCUCCUCACUUGAGCCGUUGUCACGCAAAGGCAUACGCUUGCCAUGUCAGACUUUGGGUUACCUAAUCCUACAGUGCGCGAAAACCAAGUCGCUUAAGUUGGGCAAGAAGAUCCAUCUCCAUUUGAAGUUAACAGGAUUUAAAAGACCUAAUGCGUUUUUGGCUAAUAAUCUGAUCCAUAUGUAUAUGACAUGCGCAGAUUAUGUAGGCGCUUACAAGGUGUUUGAUGAAAUGCCUAUGAAGAAUGUGUACUCCUGGAAUAAUAUGCUUUCUGGGUAUGCUAAACUGGGCAAAGUAAAGCCGGCUAGGAAGUUGUUUGAUAAAAUGCCCGAGAAAGAUGUUGUGUCCUGGAAUACGAUGGUUAUUGCCUAUGCGCAGAGUGGAUUAUACAAUGAGGCUCUGAGGCUUUACAGGGAGUUGAGGAAUUUGGGGAUAGGGUACAAUGAGUACAGUUUUGCAGGUCUGUUGAACGUUUGUGUCAAAUGCAAGGAAGUGGAUCUUACUAGGCAGGCUCAUGGGCAAGUUUUGGUUGCUGGAUUUUUGUCUAAUUUGGUGAUUUCCAGUUCAGUUGUUGAUUCCUAUGCAAAAUGCAGUAAGAUGAGUGAUGCAAGGUUGCUGUUUGACGAGAUGAAUGUGAGGGAUAUUCUUUCUUGGACAACAAUGGUCUCAGGGUAUGCCCAGUUGGGUGAUAUGGAGGCAGCUAAUGAAAUAUUUGAUUUGAUGCCCAAAAAAAAUCCUGUUUCAUGGACAGCUUUGAUUGCUGGGUAUGCUAGGCAUGGUUUAGGUCAUAAGGCACUUGAGUUGUUUACAAAGAUGUUGAUGCUUCGUAUUAGCCCUGAUCAAUUUACUUUUAGUAGUUGUCUUUGUGCUUGUGCUAGUAUAGCCUCACUUAAUCAUGGCAAACAAAUACAUGGUUAUUUUACACGCACCCAUUUCAGACCUAAUACGAUUGUGGUGAGCUCUCUUAUUGACAUGUAUUCAAAGUGUGGAAGUAUCGAAAUGGCGAGUUUAGUUUUUGACCUUAUGGGCAAUAAACGGGAUGUUGUCUUGUGGAAUACUAUCAUUUCUGCCUUGGCACAGCACGGUCAUGGUGAAGAGGCUAUUCAGAUGUUUGAUGACAUGGUUAGAUUAGGUAUGAAGCCUGAUGAGAUAACAUUGGUGGUCAUUCUCAAUGCAUGUAGUCAUUCAGGUCUUGUGAUGGAAGGGCUUAGGUUAUUUGAGUCGAUGACUUGUUGUCAUGGUGUUGUUCCCAAUCAGGAACAUUAUGCAUGCUUGAUUGAUCUUCUAGGUCGUGCAGGACAUUUUGAUAGGUUGCUGGGUCAGCUUGAGAAAAUGCCAUGUAAACCAAAUGAUCAGAUCUGGAAUGCCCUGGUCGGUGUUUGCAGAAUCCAUGGAAAUGUAGAACUGGGAAGAAAAGUAGCUGAAAAACUUAUUGAACUGAAGCCUCAAUCCUCUGCAGCCUAUGUAUUACUAUCAAGUAUAUAUGCUGCACUUGGGAGGUGGGAAUCAGUUGAGAAGGUGAGACAGCUUAUGAAUGAGAGACAAGUAAAAAAGGAGCGAGCUGUUAGUUGGAUAGAUAUUGAAAACAAGGUCCACUCUUUCACUGUAUCUGAUCAGUUGCACCCUUUGAAAGAAGCAAUAUAUUCAGUUUUGGUACAAUUAGCUGACCACAUGGAAGAAGAAGUUGCAUCAAUUAAUAAUGAGUGAUAAAAAAUUUUUAUCCGUUCUUUCCAGGCGUGCUGAGGGAUAUGCACAAGAUUUAAAUCCUUGUUUGGUUUUGCUUAACUUGUAACAUUUGCCUUUACUUGAAUGGGCAGGUCUUCCAGUGCCAAAUAUUGUAGUUCAUCUUUGCAUUUUCUAGACUCGAAUCUCCAGUUCACAAUGUUAUACUUGCAAGAUCAUUCCAAAAAUGUAGACAAACAAUCAUUAGGAAGAUAUUCUUCUUCCUCCAUUGUAAUUGUUUUGGAUUACUUUUUGCCAAUAAAUUGAGAAGUUCAAUGUCCAA
Molecule: messenger RNA, 2319 nt
Organism: Manihot esculenta (cassava)
Lineage: Eukaryota; Viridiplantae; Streptophyta; Magnoliopsida; Malpighiales; Euphorbiaceae
Product: pentatricopeptide repeat-containing protein At2g21090
Exons: 1
Coding region: 177-2021 (614 amino acids)
Biological process (GO): RNA modification
Molecular function (GO): RNA binding; protein binding
Source: RefSeq, a predicted model, not a curated record